AUGCAAAUUCUCUAUGUGAACUCAGUCUUUGAAAUUGAAAAGAUUGAACACUUGAUUGAUAGUCAUUUUUUUAAAGAAUCAUUGACACUUGGACGUGUUUGUGCAAGUGAUAGUGAUUGUGCGGCAGUUCUACACGCAGAAUGCCGAAACUCAAUUUGUGAAUGCACAUCAGAUCAUUUCGCUCAUCCACACAAAAAUGAUCUUUGUCAAUCAGCUUCAACAUUUGGUGAAGAAUGCUCGGAAAUUCUUCCUUGUAAAUCUCCAUUUGAUUGUUUUGAUGAAAAAUGUAUUUGUGCUGAAAGUUUUGUUCAUCAUCAAAAUACUUGCAUAAAAAAAUGCGCGAAGGGUGAGAUCGCGAUCACCGAAUGGAAUCAUCAGUGUGUGAAAUUACGAGGCCUGGGUGAGGAGUGUGCUUAUGAUGAGCAAUGUUGGACAAGGUUCUCCGAGUGUGCCGCUCAAAGAUGCACUUGUCGAAGGGGAAUGAGAAAUCAAAAUGAUACUUGCAUAGCCACCCCGUAUUGCCCAUUUGGACCGGCUCCUUUGAUGAACAAUGAAGUGAUCGAUUGCCGCCUUGAUCAAGGAGCUCAAUGUCCAAAAGGACUCUACUGUCAACAAUAUCAUUUCAUCAGAAAUCAAGGGUUUUGCUGUCCGAUUGCUGAAGCCUUCUGCCCAAUUGGUUUCCCCCAUCCGACAGCCGAUUGCACGAAUUGUCCUUACGAUACACACAGCUGUUACACUUUCAACGUCGGAAUGAAACAACAAUCCUUAUGCUGUCCAACUGAUUGUCAUCGUUCUUCACUUGUACGAGAUGGAGAUCGAUGUUUACCAUUAGUGCCAUUGGGAGGAGAAUGCUAUCAGAAUGCUCAGUGUGACAUUCUUCUCCCCGGAGCGAUCUGCGAGAAUGGUUUUUGUACUUGUCCCUCACAAAUGAUGGUCAAAAAUGGAAAAUGUUUUCCAUUAUCACCUUUAAAUGGAGAAUGUUUGUCUCAUUCGGAAUGCCGAGAGGAAUCCCAAUUGAGAUGUGUGAAUGGGAGAUGUGUUUGUGCCACAGAACAUGUGCCGGAACCGUUUGUCGAUGAGCCGAAGAGAUGCAUUCCGGCUGCAACAUGUCCAACGUCAGCCGGUCUAUUCAAGAAAUUGUUCACCUUUUCUGAGUGCAAUGACGUAGUGAAAUGUGCAGAGAAUGAGUAUUGCAGAAAAUGGUGGCAAGAUGAAAGAUCGAAUCAAAGCUAUUCUUUAUGUUGUCCAAAGCCAGGUGUUCACGAAUUUAACACAGUUUGUGGGCGAUUUGGAAUGAGUCUCGUUUUGACGAAUUCAAUCGAUACACUGGCCUCUCCUUUGCCCUGUGGAUUACAUCCAAUACAGGGUCACUCGGAUUGUCCGGAUGGCUCAGCGUGUGUCUUCAAUCCAUUCUCGAUUGGUGAUGGAAUCUGUUGUCGAACGCUUAGACAACUUAAUAACAAAACUUUU
Mesorhabditis belari is the source of this 1470-nucleotide messenger RNA. NCBI's taxonomy places the organism in Eukaryota, Metazoa, Nematoda, Chromadorea, Rhabditida, Rhabditidae. The record is from the annotation of a GenBank genome assembly.